UCGCAUAUACAAAUAUUAGGGCUACCGCUUGCGCUAUUAUAGACCCGCGAUAUGGUCCAUUAUCAGACUACUAUGUUGAUUCAACAAUAACAACACUGUUGUAUUUAUUGAUGACUAUGUUACUAUAGUUAUAUAGGUUUAUUUUGGGAAGAAAUUUUGUAAUUUGAAUUCUGCAACUGAAAUAUUGUGUUAUACUCAUUGCCAUACUCUGGUUUGCCCAACCCACAACUCGGCCCUACUUCUACCCCUAAUCAGGUAACAAAUUAUGGACUCGUUUUUCAGUCUGUUCGAUCCUGGCAAUGAAAAUGAUAAUAAUACUGUCUCUGACGAGUUCACUUUGGACCACAAUCAAAAUGCUUUGCCUCCGGAACCGCAACUUGGAAAUGUGGAGUAUAAAUUGAAAAUUGUUAAUCCAACGAAGCAAAGGUUUGAACAUCUGGUAACCCAGUUGAAAUGGCGCCUUCGUGAGGGCAAUGGAGAAGCGAUUUAUGAAAUUGGGGUGGAAGAUAGUGGAAUUCUAACAGGGUUAACCAAAAGAGACAUGACAGCCAGUUUGCAGACACUAAAGCAAAUGGCGCUAAAAUUAGGUGCUACUACGUCUCUAUUGCAGGAACGGAUAUUAGAGAACAAGCGCAUAGUAACCGAAGUUCUUGUACGAAAGAUCCCUGAUGAUCAAAAUAAUAUUGAAAUUCGUGUAGCAGUACUCGGAAAUGCUGAUGCGGGGAAAAGUACUCUGUUAGGUGUACUAACGCAAGGGAAUUUGGACAAUGGUCGUGGACGUGCCAGACUGAAUAUGUUUCGACAUUUGCAUGAGAUACAAAGUGGAAGAACAUCAUCAAUUUCCCACGAAAUUUUGGGAUUUAAUUCCCAGGGGCAACCAAUUAAUUAUAGCUCCAGCGAGCUGAUUACAGCUGAAGAGAUUUGCGACAGUUCUACCAAAUUGGUGACCUUUUUAGAUUUAGCCGGGCAUAAAAAGUACCUCAGAACCACAAUACAGGGUUUAUCUGGAUAUUCGCCCCAUCAUGCUAUGCUAGUUGUAUCAAGCGCAGCAGGUGCUGUGGGAAUGGCUCAGGAACAUCUCGCUAUAGCUGUGGCCUUAAAUGUUCCAUUUUUCAUUGUUAUUACAAAAAAUGAUUUAGUUGACCCUGCAAACACUCUACAGAAUUUGGAGUCUUUUCUGAAGCAAGCGGGGAGCCGUAGGGUACCAUUAAUUGUAACGACGAUGGACGAUGUGAUAACGGCAGGAGCAAAUCAACUUACUGCGAACGUGGUUCCCAUUUUCUGCGUCUCCAGCGUUACUGGAAAUGGACUUGAAUUGCUUACGAAGUUCUUAUAUGUCUUGCCUCCUGGGAAUAGUUCAAAGGAAAAGGAGCGUCUUGAACAAGAGACCCCCGAGUUUCAUAUCGAUGAAAAUUUUCGUGCCGGUGAAGUUGGCCAAAUACUAGGGGGUUUAUUAACAAGAGGAGUUAUCGCUGAAGGCACGCUGAUGCGUAUUGGCCCUAUGAAAGAUGGAUCAUUCCAAGACGUUAGUGUUAAGUCCAUUCAUAGAAACAGAGUACCUUGUAGAAUGGUUCGAGCUGGUCAGAGUGCUGCUAUUUGUCUUAAUAGUUAUUUACCCCAUCUUCGAAACGGCAUGGUAUUGGUUGCACGCGAGGAAAAUCCACGGGGUUGUCUUUUCUUUCAAGCUAGCGUUUCGGUGCUUUUCCAUGAAACUGCGAUCCAUCCGGGAUUUCAAACUACUGUGCAUAUAGGCAACAUUCGGCAAACUGCAAUUGUCAUAGGAAUGUUUUCGUCAAAAUGCAUCCAUACCAAUGAGCGAGAUUCAGUAGUAUUUAAAUUUAAAAAUCAUCCUGAGUAUGUAGCGGUGGGACAAAGGCUGCUUUUUAGAGAUGGGUCUGGUAAAGGAAUCGGGGAGAUUACUCAAAUAUUUCCUCUUCAGAAUGACAAUGACUAAAUAUUCAAAUUCAACUUUUGGUUAAAUCUAGGUAUACCCAGAGCUGGGCAAGUAUUUAGGGAUUAAAUUACUUUUUGGCAGUUAAAUACCAUGUAUUUAACUACUUUUUCAAGAAUGGUAUUUAUAAUUGAACCGUCAAUUACUUUCUAUAAAUAAUCAGUAAUUAGUAUUUGAAAAUGUUGUGUAAAUACUUUCAUACAUGCCCCCCGUAUCCACGCAAUAAUGCAUCCAACUUUGUGAAGGCUUUUAAAGAUUUUGGAGUGUUCUCUACCAGCAGUUCUCAUUAACUCAGUGGGCGUUAAUCAGCUUCAGGUAGAUGCAGACGGGUCAUCUGCGGAUCUUGAUAGUGAAAUGGAUUAUCCUGAAGAUUAUGUUUCGCACACAGGACUAAUAAUGGAGAGCGGUGAGAAAAAAAUUGAAGAAUCCCAAAUUCAUUUGCCUAAACAUCAUCGUUGCGUAACGCAUUCGUGUAAUCUUAUAGGAACAAACAGACUUUAUGAAACUCAUAAACCAAACUCAAUCACUCAGAUGGUUCUGGUGAUGCACGCUCUGGUUCUUAAUAAAUGUUCCCAACUUUGAAAUAAAGCAGGACGACCAAAAUCAGUUGAAAUAAUGAAAGAUGUUCUGGGUCAUUAUUUAAGUUACCCAGCGGCAACCAGAUGGAAUUCCCAGUAUGAUUCGGUAAAACAAAUUUUGAUAGUUAAAGACAAAAUUACAAUUCUCUAUGACAAAUUAGAAAUAAGGACUAACGUCCUAAAGGAGACGACUUUGAUUAUUUAACGGAAUAUCUAAAAAUUUUAUAGCCAAUUGCAUUAGCAAUUGAUAUAUUACAAGGUGAUAAAAACAAUUACUUUGAGUUAGUUAUUUAUACGAUUGCCAGCAUGAAAUCUAAAUUGAUCAAAUUGAAACCGAAAAAUUUAGAUUUGUAAAUGACCUCAUAGAGUCUGUGUCACACGCCAGAUGCAAUCAUUGCUUCUAUAACCCAUCUCAGAUUUAAACUAAAAUAGGUAAAUUUAAUAUGGAAUAUGGAAGAAAAUUGGGAACAUCAGCGAAUGAUUAAGAUUCAAAUGGGCUUAGUGAGUUGCCAGCUUUGCAAAAUCUGCAAGAUCCCAGUUUCCAGCUGGAAAUGUUACAAUGGACAAAUAUCCUCUAGUGAAAGUGUUAUUUUUAAGGUAUAAUACCACUUUACCUUCCUCACCACCAGUGGAGAGAAUGUUUUCUUAUGCCACUUUUAUAAAUGAUCCUCGUCGCCUUGUCACUAUCAGACAAAAACUUUGAAAACCUAGUGCUAUGUGUACCACUGUAACUGUACUACUGUAAUAUGACAGUUGAGAAGUUAAAUACUAAUUACUACGUAAUUAACUAAACUAACUAAAAAAAAUUAAACUAACCCAAACUAAGUUUGUGUUCUUAAAUACUUGUUAACCAAUUACCGGCAUAUUCUAAUUAAUAAUUAGAAGUUAAUUACUUUUUUAAAUCUUGACAGUAUUUUGUAAUUGUAUUUAAAUACUUUUUAAAAGUAAUUUGCCCAGCUCUGGUUAUACCCGUAUAAAACGUUAAGCUACCCGUGUUGCAAGAGUGUGUCGCGUUUGAUAAAUAGGUAUUAAAUGUAAAUUAUAGGGAGCCCGGUUGAAUUGGCUGAUCAAACAUAUCUCAGAUUAUCAAAAGUGUGGGAUUUCUCAAGUAACAAUAAAUUAGAAUUAAAAGAAAAAUAUUGUCAAAGUUCGAAUCAUGUUUGUGUUCUUAUAUGACAUCUGUUUAGUUCAUUAGUAAAAUGUUGCAAUAUUAGGGCUAGUGAAAAAUAAUGCUGUUUAGUAUCAUGUACCUACUUGGAACAGACAACUUUAGUUGAAAAUAAACAACUGUGAUUGCGUAUAAUUA
This is a messenger RNA of Dendroctonus ponderosae (mountain pine beetle), 3835 nucleotides long. Its product is annotated as GTP-binding protein 2. The transcript is spliced from 6 exons. Gene Ontology annotation, molecular function: GTPase activity; GTP binding; translation elongation factor activity. NCBI's taxonomy places the organism in Eukaryota, Metazoa, Arthropoda, Insecta, Coleoptera, Curculionidae. The record is from RefSeq and is a predicted model, not a curated record. The coding region runs from base 266 to 1954 and encodes 562 amino acids. Gene Ontology annotation, biological process: translational elongation.